AUUUUAUUGUUCAAAUUGAAAUACAUUUCGUGUUAAUUUAAAAUAUUAAUUUUGUACGGACGCUCUUAUGGAUUGAUUAUAUAUGUAGUUAUUUUCCUGCAAGUUUUCUAUGCAUUAGAAAAGAAUAAGUUUAAUUUAAGAGUAUAUAUAUAGUAAAUUUUAUAAUGCCAAUUUGUAAGCGUGACUUUGGAAAUAAUCCUCCCAAAAGCAAUGACACUUUUCAUGACAACGAAGAAGUUUUUUUCUGCGAGGUAACAAAAGAGAUCUUCCGGGAAUAUGAAGAUUACUUCAGACAUGUAAUGAUGAUCAACUCGACAGUUUGGCAAUGUGAGGCCACUGGUCGAGAAAACCUAACAUAUGCAGAAGCUCUGAAAAGUGAGCGCAAAUAUAGAAGAAAAAUGGAACAAUUUAAAGAUAGUUUGCGCCCUGUUGUAAUGCUAGUAAUUGAGGAGGCAAAACAAUCCUCUAUUGGAUCACUUCAUUCGAUAUUGUCGAAGUUUUUAAGAAGAAGAUUCUUUUUAAAUGAAGAAAUUUCAAUCUAUAAUAAAUCAAGUGAUGCAUAUAAAGUUAUAGAAAUUAUCCCGCCAAAGGGGACACCACCUGAAAAUGGUGUGUAUGAUGAUACUGAAGAAAUUCAAUAUAGGGUAAAACGGAUAAAGCAACCUCACACAGAAACUGUAGUUCCAUUUAAAAGCGUACGUCGUCAACAGUUUGAACUAACAUCAGAAAAUUUACAUAUGUUUAUUCGAAAUAAUGUUAGUCGAAUAGAAGGAAUAUUACGACCUAAUCCAGAGUCUUAUAAAACUUAUAUUAUAGAUCGAAAAAUUAUAUUUUCUUCAAUAUUCAUUGGUAAAAUGCCAUACUUUACACCGGCUAAGAUAAAAAAACCUAAUGAAGAAAACAACAAAAAGCAAGCAUCGAUAAGUAAUUAUUUAAUCAAAGAUGAGAAGAAUAAAAAGUCAAUUCUCGAUGAACAAGCAAGGAUUGAAAGGGAAAGAAUGGAAAUAAUUGAGGCAAAAGCGAAGCUUUUAAAGGAAGAGAAAGAACGUGAGAGACUAGAAAAACGUGCUAAACUUAUGGAAAAAAUAGAAGAGGAAUGUACGGAACUUUUAGUAAAGACAGACGAUUUAGAAAGGAAAGAUCAGCGUUUGUUACCAAAAUUCACACCCAUUACAACCAUUAUUCCGAAUAAACUUUUGGGUGAUGCUUUUAUGUUACGAGAAUUUAUGCAUACAUUUUCUGGUAUCCUUUCUGGCGCUGAGGUAUUUCGCGGCAACUUAAAUUUUAUGGAAAUGUCUCGUGCAUUCACGGCACGUGAAGUGGCAGGACCACUGUCAGAUAUAUUGCUGGUACUAAUAGGGACUAUUUUUGAUUUGCAAAAGGAAGAAGAAGAAGAUUGUGCUGUGGAAUAUAUUAUACAACAUCAAAAAACCUUGAAUAAUCAGGAACCGUUAGUGAGCAUGUCGGAGGCAAGUAGAACACAUAUCUACUCAAAGAGACAUUUUUCAUUUAAGAUUAAUGAAUUGCCUCUUGACUCUCUUACGGUAUCUGAAGUACUUCGUCUACAUAUCUUGUCGUCUGGAGCAUUUGUUAAAGAAAGAGCUGAGAAAUGGCGUAUAGCAUAUCGCAAUGGUUAUAGCAACUCUGAAGAUCCAGGAUUAAUACUUCGGUUACGGUUUCCACAUAUUUUAAGAGCUCUAAAUAUGUACACCGUUUAUCAUUUACCUUUUGCAGAUAUAAUGCGAGUUAUAAACUGCCUUAUGUCUCAAAUAUUAACUUAUUCGAGCACUAUAAAUUUAAUUGAAGAGCGCAUGGAACAAAUGGCAAAAGCUCGAUCAGAAUUACGUAUGCUCUCAAUUAAAGAAAAUAAACGACAAACUAAAGUUCAGUUAGAUAAACGCGAACUGAUAGUUAAACACAAUCAGCAGUUUUUGGAGCAAAAUGAUAAAAAUGAGAACCAGAGAAAAGAACUAGAAGAAAAACUGAAUAAGAAAAUAGCAGAAUUGUUAGCGCAGUCGGAAAGAGAGCAUAGAAAACAUGAACAAGAAGUGGAAGAGUUAAACACAGCAUUACUAUCACUUAACUUUAAUGAAGUAAUGGACCGAAAAAUUGCAGAAUAA
Teleopsis dalmanni is the source of this 2120-nucleotide messenger RNA. Its product is annotated as bromodomain adjacent to zinc finger domain protein 1A-like. Gene Ontology annotation, biological process: chromatin remodeling. The transcript has 3 exons. The coding region runs from base 165 to 2120 and encodes 651 amino acids. The record is from RefSeq and is a predicted model, not a curated record. NCBI's taxonomy places the organism in Eukaryota, Metazoa, Arthropoda, Insecta, Diptera, Diopsidae.